AUGAUGAGGAGACGAUUGUUGGUUAUUGUAUUUCUAAUAUGCACCCUUUUCGAGUUAUGGUAAGUUUCGAGGUGGCUCGUAGCUAACAUGAAACAAACCUCAGACAUACCAGAUUCCAAUAAUAAUUUUAGUUCUCUUGGGAGGUCUAGUUGUCUAGGAAGUCUUUGUUUGUCAAAUCACAAGAAUGUCAUACCAAAUUCUAAAAAUGAAAAUUGGAAGAUCUUGAAAAUAAUUUUCUGAUCCCACACUGAUUUCUCAAGGACAAAAUCUGAAUCCGAUUCAGAUACGAACAUUUUGUCGUCCAGGAAAUUAGGUCAUGUUAAUCAAUACUAGGCCAAACUCAUCACUUAAAAGUUUUGAAUUUUUGCAGUUCUGCUGAUGCUGCUUCCGAUACCGAAAUCAUCAAAAAACUUCUUGAACAUGGUUAUGAUUGGCGAGUUCGACCCCCUGGAAUCAAUCUAACUAUUCCCGGUGAGCCAAAAACAUAGUGCAACAAAGCUAAUAAUCAUAUAUUAGCCAAACUAACGUAGACCUGACUAACUUCAACUUUUAAGGCACUCACGGCGCUGUUAUUGUGAAUGUUAACAUGUUAAUCAGAAGUAUUUCGAAAAUUGAUGAUGUAAAUAUGGAAUAUAGUGUUCAAUUAACAUUUCGAGAAGAAUGGGUUGAUGGAAGAUUGGCGUAUGGAACACCAAACGACGAAAAUCCAUCGUUUCUCAUUUUGACAGCAGGGCAAAAAAUUUGGAUGCCAGACAGCUUUUUUCAGGUAUUUUCAAUUAGAAUGUUUACUAAACAAAUAAUUUUUCAGAACGAAAAAAUGGCACAUCGACAUCUUAUUGAUAAACCAAAUGUUCUAAUCAGAAUUCAUAAAGAUGGUAAAAUCUUAUAUUCUGUAAGAAUAUCAAUGGUUUUAUCCUGUCCGAUGCAUUUGAAUGAUUAUCCAAUGGAUGUUCAAGUUUGUCUAAUUGAUUUGGCUUCGUAUGCUUAUACAGAAAGUGAUAUCGAAUAUCGAUGGAAACCUGAAAAUCCCGUGCAGCUAAAGAAUGGUCUAAAUUCUUCACUUCCAAGUUUUGAAUUGACUAAUGUAACAACAGAUUUAUGCACAAGUCAAACAAAUACAGGAGUAUAUUCGUGUCUUCGAACAAAACUUGAACUUCGUCGACAAUUCAGUUAUUAUCUCCUACAACUUUAUAUUCCUUCAACUAUGCUUGUAAUUGUUUCUUGGGUUUCCUUUUGGUUGGAUCGUGGAGCAGUUCCAGCUCGAGUUACUUUAGGAGUUACAACUCUUCUAACAAUGACAACCCAAGCAUCCGGUAUCAAUGCAAAACUUCCCCCAGUUUCUUAUACAAAAGCUAUCGAUGUUUGGAUUGGAGCAUGUUUGACUUUCAUUUUUGGAGCUCUUCUUGAAUUUGCAUGGGUUACUUAUAUUUCAUCUCGAAGUUUUUAUAGACGUAAGUCAACAUGAAAAUCUUUCCGAGUGUAUUUUUUUGUUUGUUUCAGAUAAAACAGUUGAUUCUGCUCGCGGAUCUUUAUUGAUUGGUGCAAAACAAGCUAUGAUUAUCCCAAAUACAACUCUUCGAAAAUUUUCGGAUCCUGCUCAAAAUAUCGAAAUGGGUUUACCGUUAGAAGAAGACAAUGAAGUUUGGAUUCGACAAACUCUUCCAACUUCAAAUGGUAUUCCAAAUCAUCUAAAUGAUGAGGCUGCUGAACUAAUCGUUUUUGGACCAAGAAAAAUUCGAAAAACACUGAAAAUUACGCAAUUUAUACGAAAUCUUCGAUUAUAUCGAUGGUUUCAACGACGGUUUGAAGUUCAGGAUAAUGCGAAACGUGCAGAUUUGGUGUCACGUGCACUUUUUCCAACUCUUUUCCUAUUUUUCAACUUAUGGUAUUGGACAACUUAUUCAAGAUACAAAGUUCCAGAUGCAAAAUAA
Messenger RNA from Caenorhabditis angaria, 1931 nucleotides. The record is from the annotation of a GenBank genome assembly. Lineage: Eukaryota; Metazoa; Nematoda; Chromadorea; Rhabditida; Rhabditidae.